Salvia miltiorrhiza (redroot sage) is the source of this 1280-nucleotide messenger RNA. RefSeq names its product MADS-box protein defh21. The record is from RefSeq and is a predicted model, not a curated record. The transcript has 6 exons. Gene Ontology annotation, cellular component: nucleus. Gene Ontology annotation, biological process: positive regulation of transcription by RNA polymerase II. Lineage: Eukaryota; Viridiplantae; Streptophyta; Magnoliopsida; Lamiales; Lamiaceae. Gene Ontology annotation, molecular function: protein dimerization activity; RNA polymerase II cis-regulatory region sequence-specific DNA binding; DNA-binding transcription factor activity, RNA polymerase II-specific. Bases 398 to 1120 code for a protein of 240 amino acids.
UUAAUCAUGUGAAAAGACCAUCUUUGUAUGAAAGUGUUUCUUGAAAUAUUAGUAAAUUAAUUUGUAAAGAUUAAUAGAUAUGCAUGCAUGCCUAUAAUUAAUAAAUCCUAAUUAUGUAUGUAUACAAGGUGCAUGUGCAUAGGCAUGCAGACACACACUCAACACCCAGCACAUAAAAGGGAAGAUAGAAGAGUCUGCAUUUUACUCUUUGCUUAUAAAAGAUAGAAUUGAAGCCCUAAAUACCAAACAAGAACAAGGUAAACAAAGUUAGUUUCCUCUCUAUUUUUCUCUUAAUUCUCCCAAUUUCAUAUAUACCAAAAUUUGAUGAUAGUUUUGUUUGGAUGUGGUGUUGAGUAUAUAUUCCAAUAGUGGUGUGUUUGGAAUUUGCAGAAUUGGAAUGGGGAGAGGGAAGAUAGAGGUGAAGAGAAUCGAGAACAACACGAGAAGGCAAGUAACCUUCUCGAAACGUCGAUCGGGUUUGAUGAAGAAGACUCACGAGCUCUCUGUGCUUUGCGAUGCUCAAAUCGGACUCAUCGUCUUCUCCACCAAGGGCAAGCUCACUGAGUAUUGCACCCCUCCACACAGCAUGAAGCAGAUGAUAGACAGGUAUGCAAAGGCCAAAGGCAUCUCAAUACCGGAACAUGGCAGCCGCGCCGGAGCAACCGCAUACGAUGAUCAAGUGAUAAAAGAGGUGAGCCGAAUGAGAAGCGAAACACAUAAUCUUGAGCUGAGCUUAAUUCAGAGGUACAAAGGCGAUGACUUGAGCGGCGUACACUACGAAGAACUGCUCCAACUCGAGCACCAGCUCGAGCUCUCGCUAAAUAAAGUUCGAGCUCGAAAAUUUCAGCUUAUUCAAGAGCAAGUGGAAAAUCUCAAGAGGACGGAAGUUCUGAUGGAGAAGGAGAAUCAAGAAAUGUACCACUGGCUAAUGAGCAAUCAGAUUCAAAAAGAAGCAGAGAUAGAAAAUGAGCAGCAGGCGAUGACGGAGCUGAAGCUUGUGGAGCAGCAGCCAUUGAUGAAUCAGUUCCCAUUUUUUGGAGAUGAUCUGCACCUCGGAACCCUACCUUUUCACACACACACAUACCGCCUCCAGCCCACUCACCCUAAUCUUCAAGAUUAGACUUCAAUUCAUUCUAAUCAAGAUCAUUUGCUCUACCUACCUGUAAUUUAUUAUUUUUCACAACCCACAUAUUUAUAUAUAUUCAUACUGUUAUUUAUAGUAUUAAUUUAGUGGUUACUGUUCAUGAUAUGUAGUUUCAAAAAUUGCAAUGAUAUAUAAU